CUUGCAAAGCACUGCACGCUCUUCUUCUUGUUCGCCGCGUGCGCAAAACGACAUGUCCGGACAUGGCUAUGCCUCCCCGCACACAUCCUCUCCCCUCGAUCGACACCCUCUACGCCUGUGCCUCCCCACUGCCCCAUAAGAAAGCCUGCUCUCCUCCACAAACAUCGGGUUAUUUUUUGGUGUCAUAAUCAUGAUGUGUACCGGCAUAGGUGGUAAAAUUCUAACUCGCACACGCCGCGGCGGAGGCGGCGCGCGUGGCGGCAAUGACCGCUGAGCAGCGGCACCAGCACCUAGCUGCACACGCCGCUGCGGAGGCGGCGCGCGUGGCGGCAAUGACCGCUGAGCAGCGGCAGCAGCACCUCGCUGCACACGCCGCGGCGGAGGCGGCGCGCGUGGCGGCAAUGACCGCUGAGCAGCGGCAGCAGCACCUCGCUGCACACGCCGCUGCGGAGGCGGCGCGCGUGGCGGCGAUGGCUGCUGAGCAGCGGCAGCAGCACCUCGCUGCACACGCCGCUGCGGAGGCGGCGCGCGUGGCGGUGAUGGCUGCUGAGCAGCGGCAGCAGCACCUCGCUGCACACGCCGCCGCGGAGGCGGCACGGCGGGCGGGCAUGGACGAGGAGCAGCGUGCAGCGGAAACGGGCGCGCGGCAGCAACGACGGGCAAGACAACGCUUCACAGCCAGCACUGAGCGUGGCCCAGCAAUCCGGCGUAAGUUCGAGGAGGUGUGCAACCACGUCUGCGAAUGCUGUCGGCGCUGCUUCUACAGGGCCGGUGUCACGGUCACGGAGCACGAGGUGGGCGUGUGAAUGGGUCCGGGUUCGGCUCGGCUUGCAUUGGAUCGCAGUGGCUUGCACUGAAAGCGCAUCACAAGAGUCUCAUUCAGCACUGAAAGCAGGCGCUGUUACCCAUCAUCGCAGGUUGCAUGCUCCACUCUCGCCCGGA
Molecule: messenger RNA, 942 nt
Organism: Chlamydomonas reinhardtii
Lineage: Eukaryota; Viridiplantae; Chlorophyta; Chlorophyceae; Chlamydomonadales; Chlamydomonadaceae
Exons: 1
Coding region: 264-806 (180 amino acids)
Source: RefSeq, a predicted model, not a curated record